Messenger RNA from Elephantulus edwardii (Cape elephant shrew), 4140 nucleotides. It is a transcript of the gene PALLD, whose product is annotated as palladin, cytoskeletal associated protein. The transcript has 20 exons. The coding region runs from base 1 to 4140 and encodes 1379 amino acids. Gene Ontology annotation, biological process: cell migration; actin cytoskeleton organization. Lineage: Eukaryota; Metazoa; Chordata; Mammalia; Macroscelidea; Macroscelididae. The record is from RefSeq and is a predicted model, not a curated record.
AUGUCAGAGACUUCCUCCCAUGACUCCUUCUAUGAUUCCCUAUCAGACAUACAGGAAGAAGGCAAGAAUGCUGACUUCUUCCCCGAGCUAUCUGCUUUUCUCAGCCAGGAAGAAAUAAACAAAAGUCUUGACUUGGCCCGGAGAGCUAUAGCUGACUCUGAAACAGAAGAUUGUGACUCAGAAAAGGAGAUUUCACAGAUUUUCAACACCUCUCCUGUAAGCCUCUGCAAAAAUCCUUCUCAUAAGGAGAACAAACUAGGUGAGAAAUCCUCCUCAGGAAGACCUCAGGAGACCAGGUCCGUACCUGCCCAGCCUCUGACAGAAGCACAAACUAAGAGGAUCUCGUCACCUGUUUCCAAGAGGAAACCUGCCUUAUCACCCCUGCUCGCCAGGCCUAGUUACAUCCGAAGUCUCCGAAAGGCUGAGAAGCAUGGUGGAAAAUCUUCAAACAUAAGCAAAAAACCCCAGCCAACAUAUCAAGGUAAGGCUGGGCCCCAGAGCCAGCUGUGUGACAAGGCUGCUAGCUUCAUUGAAGAGCUGACAUCUAUAUUUAGAGAAGCUGCAAAGCCGAAAAACAGAAGCCCAAAUGGGGAGUCUUCAUCACCAGACAGUGGAUACCUAUCUCCUAAAAACCAGCCAUCAGCUCUGACGAGUGUCUCAGCUGACUGCCGUAGCCCCACAGAAGAACAACAGGAGAUGGAAACAGACAUUAAGUUGACUGAGGCGAGGCAUUGCUACCAGGCUGGGGCCAUGCCAUGCAAUAGCAUCUCUAAUCCACAGCCCCAGAAUCCACAUUUACCAUCUGCCCCUCGGUUCAUCCAAAAGCUGAGAAGCCAAGAAGUGGAAGAAGGAAGUAGAGUUUAUUUGGAGUGUAGAGUCACUGGAAACCCAACUCCUCGAGUCAGAUGGUUUUCUGAGGGGAAAGAAUUGCACAAUUCUCCUGAUAUUCAGAUCCACUGUGAAGGCGGAGACCUCCAUACCUUGAUCAUAGCAGAGGCCUUUGAAGACGACACGGGUCGAUACACUUGUCUGGCAACAAACCCCAGCGGCUCAGACACAACAUCUGCAGAGGUGUUCAUUGAAGGUGCCAGUUCAUCAGAUUCUGACAGUGAAAGUUUAGCUUUCAAAUCAAAACCUGGAGCUAUGCCACAAGCUCAAAAGAAAACAACUUCCGUUUCCUUAACAAUUGGAUCAUCAUCUCCAAAGACAGGUGUGACCACAGCUGUGAUUCAGCCCUUAUCUAUCCCUGCUCAACAGGUUCACAGCCCAACUUCAUAUCUCUGCCGGCCUGAUGGAACCACUUCUGCGUAUUUUCCUCCUGUUUUCACAAAGGAACUGCAAAACAUAGCAGCGUCAGAAGGCCAGGUGGUGGUUCUGGAGUGCCGGGUCCGAGGGGCUCUCCCUCUGCAGGUCAAAUGGUUCCGACAAGGCAGUGAAAUCCAAGACUCUCCCGAUUUCCGGAUUCUACAGAAAAAACCCAGAUCUACAGCAGAACCUGAGGAGAUUUGCACCCUAGUAAUUGCAGAAACUUUCCCUGAGGAUGCAGGGAUCUUUACAUGCUCUGCAAGAAAUGAAUAUGGAUCAGUCACCAGCACUGCCCAGUUGGUGGUCACCUCAGCCAACAGCGAAAACUGUAACUAUGACUCAAUGGGAGAGUCCAACAAUGAUCACUUCCAACACUUUCCACCUCCCCCUCCAAUCCUGGAGACAAGUUCUUUUGAGUUGGCUUCAAAGAAACCAUCUGAGAUCCAGCAGGUGAACAGCCCUGACUUAGGACUUAGCAUGGCAGCCCUUCAAAUGCAAUUCAAUUCAGCUGAGAGGGAAGCUAAUGGAGUCCAUCCCAAGCAUGGAGUAAACGGACUGAUUAAUGGCAAGGCUAACAACAAUAAAUCUCUUCCAACACCAGCUGUCCUGCUUUCACCCACUAAGGAGCCACCACCUCUGCUUGCCAAACCAAAACUGGACCCUCUGAAAAUCCAGCAGCUUCAGAACCAAAUCCGCUUGGAGCAAGAGGCCAGCGCCCUGCGGAGCGCGCCGCCCUCGCCGCCCUUCCCGCCACCGCCAGCCUUCCCCGAGCUCGCGGCCUGCGCGCCGCCCGCCGCUGCGGAGCCCAUGAGCGCGCUGGCCUCCCGCGGCGCCCCCGCCAUGCAGUCCUCGGGCUCCUUCAACUACGCGCGCCCCAAGCAGUUCAUCGCCGCGCAGAACCUGGGCCCAGCGUCGGGCCACGGCACGCCCACCUCCAGCCCCAGCUCCUCCAGCCUCCCGUCGCCCAUGUCGCCGACGCUGAAACAGUUCGGCCGUGCGCCCUUGCCACCCUUCGCGCAGCCCUUUGGCGCCGAGGUCGAGGCUCCGUGGGGCCCGUCUUCGCCAUCGCCCCCGCCUCCACCUCCGCCCCCGCCGCCUCCGGUCUUCAGCCCCACCGCGGCCUUCUCGGCUCCCGAGGUGUUCCCGCUGCCGUCGCCACCGCCACCGCUGCUCCUGAGCUCUGGCUCCCACUGUUCCUCGCCCGUGGCCCGCUACAGCCAUGGUCAGACGCCCGCUGGCUUCCUCAGCUCCCUGCUGCCCUCGCAGCCGCAGCCUGUCGCUGUCAACGCCUUGGGGCUGCCCAAGGGUGUCACCCCCGCGGGUUUUCCAAAGAAAGCUAGUCGAACUGCUAGAAUAGCUUCUGAUGAGGAGAUCCAGGGCACAAAGGAUGCUGUCAUUCAAGACCUGGAACGAAAGCUUCGCUUCAAGGAGGACCUCCUGAACAACGGCCAGCCGAAAUUAACAUAUGAAGAAAGAAUGGCUCGCCGAUUACUAGGUGCUGAUAGUGCAACUGUCUUUAACAUUCAGGAGCCAGAAGAAGAACCAGCUCAUCAGGAAUACAAAGUCUCCAGCUGUGAACAGAGGCUCAUCAGUGAAAUAGAGUACAGGCUGGAAAGGUCUCCUGUGGAUGAAUCAGGAGAUGAAAUUCAGUAUGGAGAUGUACCUGUGGAAAAUGGGAUGGCGCCAAUCUUUGAGGUGAAGCUGAAGCAUUACAAGAUCUUUGAGGGGAUGCCUGUAACUUUUACAUGCAGAGUGGCUGGCAAUCCAAAGCCAAAGAUCUAUUGGUUUAAAGAUGGAAAGCAGAUUUCUCCAAAGAGUGAUCACUAUACCAUUCAAAGAGACCUUGAUGGGACCUGCUCUCUUCACAUCACAGCUUCCACCUUAGAUGAUGACGGGAACUACACCAUUAUGGCUGCAAACCCUCAGGGCCGCGUCAGUUGUACUGGACGGCUGAUGGUACAAGCUGUUAACCAAAGAGGCCGCAGUCUCCGCUCUCCCUCGGGCCAUCCUCAUGUCAGAAGGCCUCGUUCAAGAUCAAGAGACAGUGGAGAUGAGAAUGAACCAAUUCAGGAGCGAUUCUUCAGACCUCAUUUUGUGCAGGCGCCUGGAGAUCUGACUGUUCAGGAAGGAAAACUCUGCAGAAUGGAUUGCAAAGUCAGUGGUUUACCAACCCCGGAUCUAAGCUGGCAGCUAGACGGAAAGCCCAUCCGUCCCGACAGUUCUCACAAGAUGCUUGUGCGUGAGAAUGGUGUGCACUCCCUGAUCAUAGAGCCAGUCACGUCCCGAGAUGCUGGCAUCUACACGUGUAUAGCCACCAACCGAGCUGGACAGAACUCAUUCAGCCUGGAGCUUGUGGUUGCUGCUAAAGAAGCACACAAGCCCCCUGUGUUUAUUGAGAAACUGCAGAACACGGGCGUUGCGGACGGCUACCCGGUGCGGCUGGAGUGCCGCGUUUCAGGAAUGCCACCACCUCAGAUAUUUUGGAAGAAGGAAAAUGAGUCGCUCACUCACAGCACUGACAGAGUGAGCAUGCACCAGGAUAAUCAUGGCUACAUCUGCCUGCUUAUUCAGGGAGCCACAAAAGAAGACGCAGGGUGGUACACCGUGUCGGCCAAGAACGAAGCUGGCAUUGUGUCCUGCACUGCCCGGCUGGAUGUUUACACCCAGUGGCAUCAACAGCCACAGAGCACCAAGCCAAAAAAAGUACGGCCCUCCACCAGUCGCUAUGCAGCACUUUCGGACCAGGGACUCGACAUCAAAGCAGCGUUCCAACCUGAAGCCAACCCAUCUCACCUGACACUGAACACCGGCUUGGUGGAAAGCGAGGAUCUGUAA